This is a messenger RNA of Porites evermanni, 1442 nucleotides long. The record is from the annotation of a GenBank genome assembly. NCBI's taxonomy places the organism in Eukaryota, Metazoa, Cnidaria, Anthozoa, Scleractinia, Poritidae.
AUGGAGUUGGACGAGAGCUUAGAAAAACCAAGGGCCAAGUGCAGAAGACUGCAUCAAGAGAAUCUUGCUUGGCCGGCGCUACUGGGUCUUCUAUCUCUAACGAAUUACCUCAAACUCUGGAAAGAGAUAAAAAGAUCUCCCCUUCAUCGGAGCUUUACAGAAUCUGAUUUAUCAGCCAUGCUCCAGAACCAGUGCAACUUCCUACUCUGGAGGAGUACCCUAAACCAUCAUCUUUUUUUUCACCCCCCAGUGGGUAUGCUCUAAGAAAGAACUCUGGUAAAAGGCUGGUGUUCACUCUAGCCUAGAAGGAGACCAUGAUUCUUUUUUACAACAGGCAGGCUUCUACUGGCAUUAGAGCUGACCCAAAAGAUGUUAUAGCUUGUAUGAAAGAGAGAGGAGUAGAUGUGCUGAUGGAGCAACAAAUUAGGAGUUGGUGGAGUACUUAUCAUCAAAAAAGGAAACAGUCCUUAAAUACUUUGACAAGUGAAGGACACACUCUCCAAUCUGCUACUCCCACCCUAACUGAGCAACCCACGUCUGUUCCUACCUCCACCUUGUUGAUAUCACAGGCAGCAACUCAGACAGUUGCUGGUGCUUCUAGUUUUCAGUCAGCUUCAAUACAUGUACCCUGAAUCAUUGUUCUUGUUGCUCAAACCACACAACCACACGUUAGUGUCGCAUCCAACAGCAUCCCCAGUUGGAGUCACAGUUACACAGACCAUUCAAACAUCAGGUGUGAGUGUUGCAUCCAGUUUAUUUGAUUUUUAUCCUUGCAGCUCUAAACCAUUUGGCUCAUCACAAAGUUGCUUAGUUGCAAUUAAAGUAAAACAUCUUAUGUUUUAUUUUUUUUGGAGACAAGAUUUUUAUAAGUAUAAGAUUGCUUCUUGCCCGUGUUUCAUGAAGUAGUACACAUAACGUGAAUCCACCAGCUUGUAAAUCAGACUGUAGAUUUUGUCUUUGUUUUGUUUUCAGAAAGCCAUCUGGAACACCUUACUUUCUGGAUGGAAGUGCAAGACUACUUUCCACUUUCAGUCCUUGAUGCUGCACUUAACAGUAUUCCUGAUUCAAGCCAAAAAAUUUCAUGAUAUGGAUGAAUAGGACUUUGGAGACUGGUUGGCAAUGCAGGAUUUCACAGAAAAGAGAUGACCAAUUUUUACUAUUAAACUCCCUCAAACCACCAUUCAGUCUAACCCAAAGACUGAUAUUUUAAUCCUUCCUCUUUGCCUGAAAACAAUGCAGCCACAACUGGGACUGCAGCAAUUAUUGAACAGUUUGGAAAGGAGUAUGGUGUGCCUUGUGAGCAAUCCUUUGACAUGAAUGCAGCACGAUGCCAUCAGGACUUUUUGUCCUCUCUAAACAAACACAAGUCAGAAAUGACUGAGACAAUGCAAUUGACAGAGGUUGAAGAGGCCUUUGAUCCUCUUAAGGAUGUAGAGGAUAAA